Salvelinus fontinalis (brook trout) is the source of this 4208-nucleotide messenger RNA. RefSeq names its product SAGA-associated factor 29-like. Lineage: Eukaryota; Metazoa; Chordata; Actinopteri; Salmoniformes; Salmonidae. The transcript has 10 exons. The record is from RefSeq and is a predicted model, not a curated record. The coding region runs from base 213 to 1100 and encodes 295 amino acids. Gene Ontology annotation, cellular component: SAGA complex.
UUUCUUCACCAUAGUGUUUAUAGCUGGUGUUUGUUUCCAGAGGCCAAACCUCCCUCCACUCCCUCGCAGAAUUCUGCUGACGGAACAUUUUACACAAGCUUCAGAAAAAGAACAGAACAUUACAGUCCGAUUUAAUGUGUUUACUAGAGAACGCCUCAAAAGAACUGUCUGUAUGUUUCAAUAUGUAAACAUUGAGGAGAGAUGUUUGGAAGAUGGAAUGCAAAAUCAUGCCGGCAGACACCAUAAUCGCAGAGCUUUUAACAGAGCUCCAUCAACUCAUCAAGCAGACGCAGGAGGAGCGGUCGCGCAGUGAACACAACCUGCUCAACAUCCAGAAAACACACGAGAGGAUGCAGACUGAGAACAAGACCUCCCCUUAUUACCGGACUAAGCUGAGGGGACUCUACACCACAGCCAGAGCAGACGCUGAGGCAGAGUGCAGUAUUCUUCGUCAUGCCCUCGACAAAAUUGCAGAGAUCAAAUCCUUAUUGGAGGAGAGGCGAAUAGCGGCUAAGAUGGCAGGGGUGAACAGCGACAAUGACCCCCCCAGGAAGACCAUGCGGAGGGGGGUGCUGAUGACACUGCUCCAACAGUCAGCCAUGACGCUCCCGCUGUGGAUCGGCAAGCCAGGAGACAGUCCUCCUCCCCUGUGUGGGGCGAUGCCAGCCAGCAGUGACUACGUGGCCAAGCAGGGGGACAAGGUGGCAGCGCGGGUCAAGGCCGUGGACGGAGACGAACAGUGGAUCCUGGCCGAGGUGGUCAGCUACAGCCACUCCACCAACAAGUACGAAGUGGAUGACAUUGAUGAGGAAGGAAAAGAGAGACACACCCUGAGCAGGCGGCGUAUCAUCCCCCUGCCCCAGUGGAAGGCCAACCCAGAGACGGACCCGGAGGCCCUGUUCAGUAAAGACCAGCUGGUGCUGGCCCUCUACCCCCAGACCACCUGCUUCUACAGAGCCCUCAUCCACACACACCCACACCGGCCCCAGGACGACUACUCAGUGCUGUUUGAGGACACGUCGUACGCAGACGGCUACUCCCCGCCCCUCAACGUAGCUCAGAGAUACGUGGUGGCCUGCAAAGAGAACAAAAAAAAGUAAAGAAGAGAAGAGGGAGUCAGUCGAAAUCAAGGGGACUGAAGAUGCUGUGUAGACAAGUGUUCCAAGACAAGUGUUUCCAACCACCCCUCUCCCCAGAAUAACAAUGGGUUCCAUACCCUAGCCACACGUAUGGACACACUGAGGGCAGGUUUGGGCAGCUAUCUGUGAGGCUCAGUCAAUCUAGGGAGUUGUAUUGAUAUCCAACGGUGUGUUAUCAUGGCUCAUCUGUAUGAUCAUCGUGAGAGUGCAGGAUGUUCUGUGCUCUGUUCUGUCUGUAUUGGCCUGGUGGUGACAUGACUAUGCUUCUUGUGGAACGGGCUAUGCUGCAUGUGUGAUGUAAAAAAAAAAAAACGUUAACAAAAAAAAAAGUUUUUUAAAUUUGUAUGUUGACUAUGGACACUGAGUAAGAAUAAAUGUUUUUUUAUAUACAGUACCAGUCAAAAGUUUGGACAUAGCUACUCAUUCAAGGGUUUUUCUUUAUUUGUACUAUUUUCUACAUUGUAGAAUAAUGAAAUAACACAUGGAAUGUAUGUAACCAAAAAAGUGUUAAACAAAUGAAAAUAUAUGACAUAUUUGAGAUUCUUCAAAGUAGCCACCCUUUGCCUUGAUGACAGCUUUGCACACUCUUGGCAUUCUCUCAACCAGCUUCAUGAGUAACCUGUAAUGCAUUUCAAUUAACAGGUGUGCCUUGGUAAAAGUGAAUUUGUGAAAUGUCUCCUUAAUGCGUUUCAGCCAAUCAAGGUAGGGGUGGCAUACAGAAGAUAGCCAUAUUUGGUAAAAGACCAAGUCCAUAUUAUGGCAAGAACUGCUCAAAUAAGCGAAGAGAAACAACAGUCCAUCAUUACUUUAAGACAUGAAGGUCAGUCAAUCCAGAAAAUCUCAAGAACUUUGAAUGUUUCUUCAAGUGCAGUCACAGAAACCAUCAAGCACUAUGAUGAAACUGGCUCUUCAUGAGGACCGCCACAGGAAGACCCAGAGUUACCUCUAUUGCAGAGGAUAAGUUCAUUGGAGCAGAAAUUGCAGCCCAAAUAAAUGCUUCAUGUAGUUCAAGUAACAGACACAUCUCAACAUCAACUGUUCAGAGGAGACUGCAUGAAUCAGGCCUUCAUGGUAAAAUUUCUGAAAAGAAACGACUAAAAAAAGGAUACCAAUAAGAAAAAGAGACUUCCUUGGGCCAAGAAACAUGAGCAAUAGACCGGUGGAAAUCUGUAAUUUGGUCUGAUGAGUGGAAAUUUUAGAUUUUGGGGUCCAACCGCCGUGUCUUUGUGAGACGCUGAGUAGGUGAACGGAUGAUCUCCGCAUGUGUGGUUCCCACCGUGAAGCAUGGUGGUGUGGCGAUGCUUUGCUGGUAAAACUGAUUUAUUUAGAAUUCAAGGCACACUUAACCAGCAUGGCUACCACAGCAUUCUGCAGCGAUACGCCAUCCCAUCAGGUUUGCGCUUUGUGGGACUAUCAUUUGUUUUUCAACAGGACAAUGACCCAACACACCUCCAGGCUAUGUAAGGGCUAUUUGACCAAGGAGAGUGAUGGAGUGCUGCAUCAGAUGAUCUGGCCUCCACAAUCACCCGACAUCAACCCAAUUGAAAUGGUUUGGGAUGAGUUGGACCGCAGAGUGAAGGAAAAGCACCCAAUAAGUGCUCAGCAUAUGUGGGAACUCCUUCAAGACUGCUGGAAAAGCAUUCUAGGUGAAGCUGGUUGAGAGAAUGCCAAGAGUGUGCAAAGCUGUCGUCAAGGCAAAGGUGUCCAAACUUUUGACUGGUACUGUACACAUACAUAAACUCAGCAAAAAAAGAAUUGUCCUCACUGUCAACUGCAUACAUUUUCAGCAAACUUAACACGUGUAAAUAUUUGUAUGAACAUAAUGUGUCCCUGAACAAAGGGGGGGGUCAAAAUCAAAAGUAACAGUCAGUAUCUGGUGUGGCCACCAGCUGCAUUAAGUACUGCAGUGCAUCUCCUCCUCAUGGACUGCACCAGAUUUGCCAGUUCUUGCUGUGAGAUGUUACUCCACUCUUCCACCAAGGCACCUGCAAGUUCCCAGACAUUUCUGGCGGGAAUGGCCCUAGCCCUCACCCUCCGAUCAAACAGGUCCCAGAUGUGCUCAAUGGGAUUGAAAUCCGGGCUCUUCGCUGCCCAUGGCAGAACACUGACAUUCCUGUCUUGCAGGAAAUCACGCACAGAACGAGCAGUAUGGCUGGUGGCAUUGUCAUGCUGGAGGGUCAUGUCAGGAUGAGCCUGCAGGAAGGGUACUACAUGAGGGAGGAGGAUGUCUUCCCUGUAACGCACAGCGUUGAGAUUGCCUGCCAUGACAACAAGCUCAGUCCGAUGAUGCUGUGACACACCGCCCCAGACCAUGACGGACCCUCCAACUCCAAAUCGAUCCCGCUCCAGAGUACUGGCCUCGGUGUAAUGCUCAUUCCUUCGACGAUAAACCGAAUCCGACCAUCACCCCUGGUGAGACAAAACCGCGACUCGUUUUGUCAGUCCUGUCUGGCAAAAAUAUCACUUUUUGCCAGUCCUGUCUGGUCUAGCGACGGUGGGUUUGUGCCCAUAGGUGAUGUUGUUGCCGGUGAUGUCUGGUGAGGACCUGCCUUACAACAGGCCUACAAGCCCUCAGUCCAGCCUCUCUCUGCCUAUUGCGGACAGUCUGAGCACUGAUGGAGGGAUUGUGCGUUCCUGGUGUAACUCGGGCAGUUGUUGUUGCCAUCCUGUACCUGUCCCACAAGUGUGAUGUUCGGAUGUAUUGAUCCUGGUCUCCCUGUAGCGCUGUCUUAGGCGUCUCACAGUACAGACAUUGCAAUUUAUUGCCCUAGCCACAUCUGCAGUCCUCAUGCCUUCUUGCAGCAUGCCUAAGGCACGUUCACGCAGAUGAGCAGGGACCCUGGGCAUCUGUCUUUUGGUGUUUUCCAGAGUCAGUAGAAAGGCCUCUUUAGUGUCCUAAGUUUUCAUAACUGUGACCUUAAUUGCCUACCGUCUGUAAGCUGUUAGUGUCUUAACGACCGUUCCACAGGUGCAUGUUCAUUAAUUGUUUAUGGUUCAUGGGAAACAGUGUGGGAAACAGUGUUUGGGAAACAGUGUUUAAACCCUUUACAAUAAAAAUCUGCGAAGCUA